CUCGAAGACGGUGACAUGCUGUACGAAAAUGCCUUUACCAAAGUCUAUUCCAAARGGGAGGAAUCCCUCCAAAGAUUAUGAUCGUGUGUAUGUUAAUAGGUAUCAUGUUAUCAAAAAACUCGGGAGUGGGAAUUUUGGAACAGUUUUUCUUGUUAAAGACACCGAAUCAAACGGAGAGAGGAAAUGCCUAAAGGAGAUAUAUGUUGGAGAACUGCAGCCAGAUGAAACUGUUGAUGCUAUGAGAGAAGCCAAAUUAUUGUCCAAUCUCAAUCAUCCCAAUAUUGUCAAAUACCUGGACAGCUUCCUGGAWCAAGAGUGUUUCUGCAUUGUAACUGAAUAUUGUGAGGGUGGUGACCUAAGUGAGAAGAUCGCAGCCUGGCAGAAGGCUGGUAAAACAUUUGAUGAAUCUCUUAUUUUAGCAUGGUUUAUACAAAUUGUCUUGGCAGUUCAUAGCAUGCAUCAAAAAAGAGUUCUUCAUCGUGAUCUUAAAACAAGAAAUAUUUUUCUCAAGAACAAUGUCAUCAAAUUAGGUGAUUUUGGAAUAUCAAGAAUYCUAAUGGGGACAUCUGAUAUGGCUACCACAUUUACUGGUACUCCAUACUACAUGAGUCCUGAAGUACUAAAACAUGAAGCKUAUAAUCACAAGUCAGACAUAUGGUCAUUAGGAGCUAUUUUGUAUGAAUUGUGUAACUUAAAGCAUCCUUUCCAGGGCCAGAGUUUGAUGGGAAUAAUGUACAAAAUUGUAGAAGGAGAUCCUCCUGAACUUUCUAACAAAUACAGCCAAGAAUUACAUCAUUUAUAUAAAAGAUUACUAUCAAAAGAUCCAAGUAAACGUCCAAGCGGAUCUGAAAUUCUCAGAAAUGAAUAUAUAUCAAGUAAUAUGAAAAAAAUGAGCCUGCAAAUGCAAGAGAAACUUAAUUUAAGUGUGAAUCCCUCAGCAUCUCAUCGAAAUAAAAGCAAUAUUGAAAGACCUGCGACAAGAACAGGCAGAAGAUAUGACGAUAACCUGCCAUUACGAGAAGAACAGGAAAGACCUCUAACACCUUCGGACAGAUUGAGACUAAGGAAAAUGAAACGCGCUGAUGAAGAGGCUGAAAAAAUAAAGGAGUAUAUGGCUAAACAAGGAAAUGAAGCCCAGGAACAGUGCGUCUCCYAUAGGAAAAAGCAGAAUCAAGUAUCCUUGCCAUGGGUUGAUGCAAAUCCUGAUGUCUUCAGUGACCCUUCCUUUACAGUAACGCGGUCUUUUGACCUGUCAACAGCGAGUGAAACUGUUGUAGAAAGAACAUUAAAUGAUGAUGCAUUUGAUUUAACUACAGUGUCUGGUAUACCAGAGGAUGCGAAUUUGGCAGAAACUUACUAUUCACAGUUUGAAUAUGAAUUUGAUAGCGAUGACGAACGCAGUGAUUGUGAUGAUGAAGGGACAUUAAAUAGUGAUGACGAUUACGGGGCUCUUGUUGGUCAAUUAGAGAGGGCUUUAGAUUCUACACAAAGUGACCUUGAAUGCUCUUUGUCAGAUGAAGUUUCUGAACAAGCAGUGACUCAAAGAAUAUCAAAGUUGACUGGUGAUUGCAUCAAGCUUCUAGGAAAAGAACCUUUCCAGAAAGUUUACAAUUAUCUAAAAGAAGCUCGGUUUGGUGGUGUGUUUCAUAAUGARGAGUCUAUCAUGGUUGGCUUGGGCAAAAUAGUCAAAAAUCCACGAGAUUGCUUUCUUGUCGACCAGUUGAUUUUCAUGGAAAUAAACGCAGAGAAGCAUUCAUAAAAAGUGAGGUAAUAAAGAGCAGCGAUGCUUGAAGUAGGAAUUCAAUGYCAGUUGUAUAUAGCCAUUGGCGAAUGGCGAAUGUCAAUGGUCGAAUGUCAGUUGCACGACCGAAAGUARUMAUGGGUUUUGCUAGUAGAAAGGCAAAUGAUAGCAASUGAUUUGUACUGUAAGAUGGUYUGUGGUAAACAUUGCCUCCAUUUAGUCUCCAUUUCUACGUAAGGUGAAUCCAGUAAUUGAAAUUUUGUUUAUCAAAACAGUGAUCGCCGUUCGCCUUUCUCCCCGACAACUUUUUUUGAAAUAGCUGUAUAGCGAUUGUUAGACAGUUUGGAGAAUGCAUGGCAGAAAAGCAUUGUGGGAAUUCAUUGUCGGUGGUAAUAUUCAUCCAUCAAAGACAUACAAUGCUUUCUUUCCAUGAGAUCUUCUACGAUGGGUUGUCAAUCACUGUUGAUGCUAACUUCAACUUAUCAUGUUAACUAGAAGUUGUUCUUUGACAGUUAUUUCAAACAACCUUCUCGAACAAACCGGAGACUAAAAGUCAUACCAUACAUGAAGCUUAGUUUAUCAGUAGUUUAUAAGCUUAGUUUAUCAGUAGUUUAUAAGCUUUUUUGAUUCUCAGUAAAGUGCACUGGUACGAUGAAAACCGGGCAUCAAGCUGUUUUUGUACAUUUAACUGUUUAUGGAUAUCUGAAUUAGUGUAUGGGAGUAUUUUGUAUCGAUACAGCAAUGAAAACAGCAGGAUUGCAGCAUUAGAUUAAGCUCGCAGUCUACCAUGACUCUGUCAUUGUAAUUGUUUGUAAUUUGAAAGCGCUUAGAGCAGAUUUGUAUAAGCGCUGUAUAAAAUAAAAUUAUUAAUUAUUA
Molecule: messenger RNA, 2617 nt
Organism: Exaiptasia diaphana
Lineage: Eukaryota; Metazoa; Cnidaria; Anthozoa; Actiniaria; Aiptasiidae
Product: serine/threonine-protein kinase Nek11
Exons: 17
Coding region: 29-1759 (576 amino acids)
Biological process (GO): protein phosphorylation
Molecular function (GO): ATP binding; protein kinase activity
Source: RefSeq, a predicted model, not a curated record